AUGGGAAUUUUGGUGGGAGGGAAUAUCCUGGACCAGAACAGAUACAAACUGAUUUGCCAGACUUUUGACGACACCAGAACAUUUGUGACGCUGUACGACACCCACAACAAGAUUCCAGUUUUUUCUGCUGCAAAAUUCAGAGGGAGCACAGCUGGAAGACCCAGCCACCCAUGGAUGAUUGAACCACAGCUUGAAGACCCAACUGAUGUUGACAAUAUGAGACAAGCAGACAAGAACAUCAACUAUGAACACCAGGCUGGAGACACUGAUUACAACCCCUACAACCAGCAAGGGUUUGACAGAGGACAUUUAUUUCCAAACUCUUAUGCGUGUGAUUUAACUGAGAAAAAAUCUACCUUUACCUUGACUAACGUUGUUCCGCAAAACAAAAGGUUCAAUCGUGGAAAAUGGAAAAAAAUGGAGCUCUGUGUCAAAAAAUUUCUGGAUGAAAACUGCAUUAACAACAAUAACAAAAAAGAAGGCUUUGUAGUAAUUGGAGCAAAACCUAGUGACAGUGUGAGCACUGACAGUAGCUUACUGAACAACAACAAGAUAAAUAUUCCUUCAGUGCUCUGGUCAGCCUUCUGCUGUUACAGUCGUAGUCAGAACACGUGGCUGGCAGGUGCACACUGGGGUAACAACAGAGAUGAUGACCUUAACUAUCUGGAGACCAAGACUUUGGGAGAACUUCAUACAACCGAGGGAAUUGACGCAUUUCCUGGAACACGAUGUCCUAAAGACUUAACUGUUCCUCAGCUCUACUCAAAAUGUGCACUUAAAUCCAAAAAGAGUUAUAAG
This is a messenger RNA of Pundamilia nyererei, 798 nucleotides long. RefSeq names its product endonuclease domain-containing 1 protein-like. NCBI's taxonomy places the organism in Eukaryota, Metazoa, Chordata, Actinopteri, Cichliformes, Cichlidae. The annotation marks the transcript as partial. The record is from RefSeq and is a predicted model, not a curated record. The transcript is spliced from 2 exons. Gene Ontology annotation, molecular function: hydrolase activity; metal ion binding; nucleic acid binding.